This is a messenger RNA of Ostrinia nubilalis (European corn borer), 1377 nucleotides long. RefSeq names its product ovalbumin-related protein X-like (gene serpin-7). Bases 33 to 1253 code for a protein of 406 amino acids. The transcript has a single exon. Gene Ontology annotation, molecular function: serine-type endopeptidase inhibitor activity. The record is from RefSeq and is a predicted model, not a curated record. NCBI's taxonomy places the organism in Eukaryota, Metazoa, Arthropoda, Insecta, Lepidoptera, Crambidae.
UAGCCGGGCUCGAUCAGCCGCGAACAGUCACGAUGGCUCGAAUUCACAAGCUUAUUCUCACCCUCUGUGCAAUCAUCCCCAUAGUAAUCGGGCAGUGUACUUUACAGAGAGCAGAAGUCCUCUUCAGAAGAUCAGUAUACGAGUUCUCCGUGGAUCUAGUCAGAAGAAUCGCCGAGGACAAUGAAGGCCAUUUUAUUGCCUCAACUCUCUCACCCUGGACUCUCCUGUCAGCAGUAUCCUUAGGAGCAGCAGACGACACCCUCUCUCAAAUCCAGCAAGUCUUAAAACACCACCGCCACAAAUGCUUCAACAACAAAUACUUGGAACUGGCAAAGCAAAUCGCCUCCUCAAGCAAUGGGGCUACCCUCGAGCACAGUUCCAAUCUCUUCAUGGAUCACUCAAUGAUACUCAAAGAAAGGUUCAGAAAUCAACUGACCAAAACCGGCGUUUGUGACAUAACUCCUUUAUCUUUCGACGACUUCAACAGGGCGGCUGGCAUCAUAAAUAAUUACGUAAAAGAAGCCACGCAUGGUGUUAUCGACGAAAUUAUAUCACCCAGUGAUUUGGAAGGAGUGUAUUUGAUUAUGGUAGAUGCGUUGUACUUUAAAGGUUCGUGGCGUAAGGCUUUCUUGCCUGAAGAAACAGAAGCGAGUACCUUCUACGAUGCUCAUAGGAAUCCUAUCGGAGAAGUGAAUUUGAUGUUCGCUAACAACGAAUUCAACAUUACUACGAUUGACGCGAUCGAAGCUACAGUCUUGGAGCUGCCGUAUGGACAUGACGACAGGUUUUCUAUGUUGCUAUUCUUGCCGAACGAUGAUGUGCCCCUUAUAAACGUGAUUGGGGCCUUGAAAAAGAUCAGCCUUGGUUCCAUAUUUGGACUGUUCCAAAGGGAGGGAGGGCCGAAGAAGGUGUUUGUUCAGAUUCCGAGGUUCAAGAUUACGAGUGAUUUGGAUAAUUUGAAGGAGCUUUUAAUUGAUAUGGGAUUGAGGGAUAUGUUUGACGCUAACAGGGCGAGAUUCCCUGAGAUUUCGGAUUACCAGCUGCAUGUUUCUAGCUUCAUCCAGAAGGCAGAUGUGGAAGUGACAGAGGAAGGGACGGUGGCUGCAGCAGUGACUGAGAUGGGUUUCUCUUUCAGGAGUUCAGUCCAGGCUGAGAACUUUUUGGCAAACAAACCCUUCUUCUUCAUGAUUGUGGAUAGGAAAACUGAAGUGCCAGUCUUCAGUGGAGCCUACUCCAAGCCCAAACUUUUUUAGGUUAUUUUGUCAGUGAAUUACUGUAGGUAGGUACAAAAGUACCGUUACUUUAAAUAAAUAUGACUCAAUAUUAAUGUAAAAGAAUAUUUUUAUUACAAUGAUUGCACCACCGAAAGUUUGUUUU